Tripterygium wilfordii is the source of this 2328-nucleotide messenger RNA. Its product is annotated as probable galacturonosyltransferase 3. The record is from RefSeq and is a predicted model, not a curated record. Bases 117 to 2165 code for a protein of 682 amino acids. The transcript has 9 exons. Gene Ontology annotation, molecular function: polygalacturonate 4-alpha-galacturonosyltransferase activity. Lineage: Eukaryota; Viridiplantae; Streptophyta; Magnoliopsida; Celastrales; Celastraceae.
CCUGCACUCCAAGCGCAGGUUAACAAAGCCCCCACUUUGAAAGCCCUGCAGAUACAAACAAUUAAACAUAAAUAUAAAAGGCUUUCCUUCAAAUCUCUUUUUCGCACUCGGUUUCCAUGGAAGCUCGUUGGAGGACCUUCGUCAGCUUCAAUUAUCUUCUCAUCUUUGUCAUCUCGCUGGUUAUCUUUGAUGUUGCUAUUGUGGGUGCAGUAAUAUCAGACCAGGGACCAAUCAAAAGAGAACUUAAAGCUUUCCGUCCCUUGUUAGAUUGUGAAGGAUGCAACAAGAGACAGCUGGAGCAGGAUGCUUCUUUUGAUGGCAGGAUCAGUAAUCAUCCAGUUGAGGAUGUUGACAUAAUAGCAACGUACAGUGAUAACUCUGGCACCGUUCGAUUUGGUAAGAUGAAUAUGAGGGAUCUUUCUGCUUCAUGGGUCUUGGAAAAACGUACUGAUAAAGACCAUGUCGACAAGACUGCACAGACUGUGGAAGACUCAUCACAAGCAGUUAUGGGAGUUCAACUACAUGCUAAGAAUGAUUUGGGUCAUCAACAAUCUGGAGACGGUAGAAUCCAGUAUCUCGUGAAGUCACCUCUCACCCCAGAGAAGCACUCUCGUCAGAUGAUGCGACAACAAAGGAGGGAAAAUCGAACUGCUGAGCUCAUUCAACAAGAUAGAGAAACUGAUAACCAAACAGAAGCAAUCUCAAUCCAACGUUCCAAAAGCCUUGACACCACUGUCCUGGGAAAGUACAGUAUUUGGAGGAGAGAUUAUGAAAGUCCUAAUUCCGUGUCUACCACCCUAAAACUCAUGCGUGACCAGAUUAUCAUGGCCAAAGCAUAUGCGAACAUCGCUAAAUCUAAGAAUGAAACUGCUAUUUACGAAUCUCUUGUGGAACACUCCAGAGCGAGUCAACAUGCUAUUGGAGAAGCAAGUUCGGAUGCUGAACUCCACCCAAGUGCACUUGAUCUAGCAAAAACCAUGGGCCACAUUCUCUCUGUAGCAAAGGACCAAUUGUAUGAAUGCUCCAUAGUGUCAAGGAAGUUACGGGCCAUGCUUCAGUCAGCUGAAGGGAAUGUAAACUCACUGAAGAAAAAAAGUGCAUUCUUGAUUCAACUUGCUGCAAAAACAGUUCCAAAACCAUUGCAUUGUCUGCCUCUGAAGCUAGCAGCAGACUAUUACCUACUUGGUUAUCAGGGCAGAGAGUUCCCAAACAAACAAAAGCUUGAGGAUUCUUCUCUGUAUCAUUAUGCCAUCUUCUCUGAUAACGUACUAGCGACAUCUGUAGUCGUCAAUUCCACUGUUCUUCAUGCAAAGGAACCUGAGAAGCAUGUUUUCCAUAUAGUAACAGAUAAAUUGAACUUUGCAGCAAUGAGAAUGUGGUUUCUUAUCAACCCUCCUGACAACGCAACUAUCCAAGUGGAGAACAUUGAGAGCUUCAAAUGGUUAAAUUCUUCUUACUGCUCUGUGCUGCGUCAGCUUGAAUCUGCAAGGAUUAAGGAGUACUAUUUUAAUGCAAACAUCUCUGCUGGGACAGAGAAUCUCAAAUAUAGAAAUCCAAAAUAUUUGUCUAUGCUUAAUCAUCUUAGAUUCUAUCUUCCUGAAGUUUACCCAAAACUAGACAAAAUACUUUUUCUGGAUGAUGAUAUUGUGGUUCAGAAGGAUUUGACCCCUCUAUGGUCCAUUGAUCUCCAUGGGAUGGUGAAUGGUGCUGUGGAAACUUGCAAGGAGAGCUUUCAUAGAUUUGAUAAGUACCUCAACUUCUCAAAUCCUAAGAUCUCUGAGAAUUUUGAUCCAAAUGCUUGUGGUUGGGCUUAUGGCAUGAAUAUUUUUGAUUUCAAACAGUGGAGGAAGCAAAACAUAACAGGAAUAUAUCAUCAUUGGCAAGAUAUGAAUGAGGAUCGAACUCUGUGGAAAUUGGGUACAUUGCCACCGGGACUGAUCACUUUCUACAACCUAACCUAUCCGCUUGAUCGGAGCUGGCAUGUUCUGGGACUUGGUUAUGACCCUGCCUUGAACCUGACUGCAAUAGAGAAUGCAGCUGUCGUACAUUACAAUGGGAAUUACAAGCCAUGGUUGGAUUUGGCUGUCACCAAGUACAAGUCAUUCUGGUCUAGACAUGUAAAGUUUGAUAACCAUUAUCUCAAUCUCUGCAACAUAAGUGAUUAGAUAUUUCCUGUUCCUCCUCUUUUAUUCAUUUCCACGAAGGAUGGAUGGUUUCCUUCUUUUUAAGAAGAAUGAAUAGUCAUUGCUACAUUCUUUUCCCUGGAUAAGGGCCAACAAAUUGGUAUAUUCUAUCCCCUUCAAUGAAAAUUUCUUUGUUCUUUUAUUA